This is a messenger RNA of Mytilus trossulus (common blue mussel), 2680 nucleotides long. Its product is annotated as protein Red-like. Gene Ontology annotation, cellular component: nucleus. The coding region runs from base 222 to 2042 and encodes 606 amino acids. Gene Ontology annotation, biological process: mRNA splicing, via spliceosome. Lineage: Eukaryota; Metazoa; Mollusca; Bivalvia; Mytilida; Mytilidae. The transcript has 19 exons. The record is from RefSeq and is a predicted model, not a curated record.
UCUAUUCCUUUAACUCAAAUAAAGUCAGCUAAAAAAUAAUACGAUUUCUAAUGUCUUUUCUCAUUCUUUUCUGCAUAUAUCUCGAUACAGUUGUUAUAAAGUGUAGAAUAUUUAAACAAUUUGGCUAUAAAUAAACCCGGAUAUAUUUACGGAUCAAUCCGGUUUUUGUUUUAGAUUUUAGACACUGCAUUAUUUUUAUUUUGCUCAUUGCAGUUGCAAAGAUGCCAGAAAGAGGAGAUUCUGAGGUUUUCUCAAAUCCACUUCCUCCAGAAAAUCAUCACUAUAGUGAUGAUGAGGAUGAAGGACAUCCCCUGACCAAUGAUGACUUUAGGAAAAUGAUGAUGACCCCUCGGGGGCCAGGACCAGCAGCAAAACAACAACAUCAUCAUCAACACAAUCAACAACAUCAGCAACAUUCAUCUGUCCCUAAGAAACACUCAAGCAGUAGUAGUAAUACAAUAUUAGAAUUACCCAAAGACAAUGAGGAUGAUGAUGCAGGGACCAGAAGAAGGAAAAAGAAAAUUUACUAUGCUAAACUUAAACGAAUGGAAGAAGAGAAACAGAAGGAGCUUGAAGAGAAAUACAGAGAUAGGGCUCGAGAAAGACGUGAUGGUCACAACAAAGAUUACGAAGAAACAGAAAUUGUUAGUACUACAGCUGAUUACAGAGCUGUUGCUCCAGAUGUUAAGGCAGGAGAAAACUAUGCUGAAAGAAGAAAACAAGUAAUCCAGGAAUCUAAGUAUCUUGGUGGUGAUAUGGAACAUACCCAUUUGGUCAAAGGUUUAGAUUUUGCCUUACUAGAAAAGGUUCGUGCAGAAAUCAGCAAUAAAGAGAAAGAAGAUGAAGAAGCAAUGGAGACAGCUGUCACUCAGAAAAAGGAAGAGAAACCAGAAGAAACAGGCCCAAAAAUAGAAUUCAGGACUAAAAUGGCAAGGAACAUCUACAAAACUUUAUUUCAAUCCAGACUCCCGGAGAGGAACGAGUUAUUUUUACCUAAACGUAUGGCCUAUGUUGUUGACCUUGAGGAUGAGUACGCUGACAGUGAUGUACCAACCACUAUCAUAAGGAGUAAAGCAGACUGUCCUACAGUUGAUUCUACAACAACAUUAACCACAAAUGACAUUGUCAUCAAUAAGUUAACACAGAUUUUGUCAUACCUUAGACAGGGAAGAAGGGAAAGUAAAAAACUGAAAAAGAAGGAGAAAGGUAAACUGAAAGAAGAAGAGAAAGCCAAGUUAACAGGAGGUGAUGACAAUAUCUACAAUGACAUUGGAGAUUAUGUUCCUACUUAUAACAAAGUCCAGGAUAAGAAAGAUAGAAAGAAAGACCGUCGGGAUGACGACAGAGAGAAGGGACGAGAUAGGGACAGACAGAGAGAGAGGGGAGACGAUCGUAGAGAUAGAGACAGGGACAGACAUGGUGAUAGGAGAGACAAAGGUGACCGAGACAGACGGGACAGAGAUCGUAGAGACAGAGAUAGAGAUAGGGACAGGGAAGACAGGAGGAAGAAAACAUAUUUUGAAAAGCCUGUGGAGGAGGAUGAAGAUCAGAAACAAGGUCAAUCAGCUACUCAAGUGGUUCAGUCCAUUAAUGAGAAGUUUAAGAGUUUUGCUGGUAUGGUAGAAGAAGAAAAGGAGAAAGAAAAAGGCAGCACUAAACUACAGAAGCUGAAAGGAAAGAUUGAUCAUUACGGAUACGAUGAAUGUUACCCUGGUGAAUGGCAGAUGCAGGAUACACUGGAUGAUUCGGAUGAUGAAGUGGACUAUAGUAAAAUGGACCAAGGAAAUAAAAAAGGUCCAGUGGGUCGAUGGGACUUUGACACACAAGAAGAAUACAGUGAUUACAUGUCUAACAAGGAGGCACUUCCUAAGGCAGCGUUUCAAUAUGGAGUUAAGAUGGCUGACGGAAGAAAAACCAGGCGAGCAGGACCUAAAGAUGAAAAGGCCGAACUAGAUAAACAAUGGCAGAAAAUUCAAAAUAUACUAAACAAACGUAAAACAGGAGAAUCAGGUGAUUCAGGUGGCAAAAAACCUAAAUAUUAAAAAGAGAAAACCUGUUCAACAAGACUGUUAGAAGCAGAAACUAUUGAUGACAACGAGUAAAAGGAGUCUUUUUAAUCUCUAGAUUUAAUACAAAUGUGUCUAAGUUUUUGAUUAAUCUCUAGAUUUAAUACAAAUGUGUCUAAGUUUUUGAUUGUAUGAUUGAACAUUAUAAUUUUAAGAAUUAAACAUGAUAGUGAUGAUUGGGGUUGAUUAUUUAUUGUUGUAUAUUAGUGAAUGUAUUCAUAAGAUAGGUAUUUUUGUUAGGGGAGGGACUUGUAACCAAUGCUGAUUUUACAGAAAAAAAUGAAAUUAUCCUUACAUGAGAGUUAAUCGUUCAGAAAAUUCAAUCACUUCUUGAAUUAGUUGAGGGAGUAUAAAUUUAUGUGUCACUAUUUAAAUCAGUUUAAUUCAAUCACUUCUAGAAUUAGUUGAGGGAGUAUAAAUUUAUGUGUCACUAUUUAAAUCAGUUUAAUUUUGUUCUUUCACCCACCCUUAUUUGACCUUGACUCUGUUUUGUGACCUUGAACAAUAAUCAUGAAUACUAUGUAUAAAAUAUAUGUUUUCAUUACAUAAAAUAUGAAUUUUGUUUUCAUUGAUGAGUACAGGUUAUUUUUCAUUAAGCAAGAUAGGCUGGCCAU